CGCCGCCCGCCUGGGACCGUGAGUCUCGGCGCGCCUGCUGUCCUUUAUGCACACUGAGGUGUCGAAUUCCCACGUCACGCUGCCUAUGCCUUGACUUCCUUCUUACCUACCUCUAUGUGCGCGCGGCCUGUCUCAAGACAUCGAGUGCCUGCCACAGCGCUUCCGCCCCAGUUAUUGUUGCUUUCUCCGUUUGGUUGCUUCGCUCAUCCCUUUGUCGUGGUUGCAUGCCGCCGCUUCCGCCCGGCAGCUCGUUGCCAUUGAGCAGACAGCUUGCCAGGUGGCCCUAGUACGCCAGCGAACCUCGACCGAUCCGAACACCGACGGCCAGCUUGUUACGCCCCCCGACGAUGGGUAGCUGGACGUCGCUGCUAGUUGCGUACCUUCUCGGAGGCGUGACCUUCAUCCCCCUCGUCGUGAUCGCCGUGCUCGUCCAUGGCUACCGCACGUUUCCCGUCCGCGAUGACCUCAGUACGCGCAACGACGAGGAUGGGAUUGUCCAGCCCGGCGACGACACCGCGCUCCUCGAUGAUGCAAAGACAGCGACACCGGCCGACGAAUCCAAGGCGCGCGCGAAACAAGACCUAGACGUGGCAGCUGGGUACUUUGCCGUAUGCCGAGAGUAUACGCCGAUGGGAAUCAAUGCGAAGCCCAUAGAGCGGUCGACGCCGUUGGGCUCGACAACUGUCGCACCUCCCAGUCCAAGCGUCUAUCAGACCAUGUACAGGAGCAUCUUUGAUCGGAAGCCUGUGGCUGGUCCACUGGACAACAAUGGGAUGAGCCAACGACCUAAAAAGGCCGGCAACGUCUUCUACGUGGUGCUGCGGCACGGCCACCUCAUGCUGUUUGACGACGAGGAGCAACUCGAGGUUCGCCAUGUCAUAUCCCUGGCGCAUCACGACAUAAGCAUAUAUUCCGGUGGCGAUACGACUCCGGAGGGGGAGCUGUUCAUCAAGCGCAACGCUCUGUGCCUGUCUCGGAAGCGAGACAAGGCGGACCUGACGCCGGACAGCCAGCUGUCGAAGCCGUUUUACCUCUUCUCAGAGAAUUGCUCCGCUAAAGAAGACUUCUACUUCGCGCUGCUCAAGAAUCAGGAGCAAACGUUUGGCUUUGACACGUCCGCGCCGGCCCCGAAGCAGUUCGAUGUCAAGCACAUCAUCUCGCUGGUCCAGCGACUGCACUCGUCCGAGGACCAUGUCCAUUCCCGGUGGCUCAACGCAAUGCUCGGUAGGAUUUUUCUAGCCGUGUACAAGACCCGCGAUCUCGAGAACUUCAUCCGCGAAAAGAUAACAAAGAAGAUAUCCCGCGUCAAACGGCCCUCGUUUCUCACAAACAUCACGAUCCAGAAUAUCGACACUGGAGAAGCCGCCCCUUACUUUUCGAACCUCAAGCUGAGAGACUUGACGGUUGAAGGAGAAUGUGUCGUCGAGGCAGACGUCAGAUACAGCGGCAACUUCAGGAUCGAAGUGGCUGCUACGGCCAAGAUAGACCUCGGAACCAGGUUCAAGGCUCGAGAGGUGAACCUCGUGUUAGCGGUGGUGUUGCGUCGCAUCGAGGGCCACGUCCUCUUCAAGGUCAAAGCACCGCCUAGCAACCGCGUGUGGCUCUCCUUCCAGGCAAUGCCAAAGAUGGAAAUGGCCAUCGAACCGAUUGUGAGCUCCAGACAGAUAACGUAUACUGUCAUUCUUCGCCAAAUCGAGAACCGGAUCAAGGAGGUUUUCGCCGAGACCUUGGUCCAGCCGUUCUGGGACGAUGUUCCUUUCUUCAAGACGGAGCACAAAACUUGGAGGGGCGGAAUCUUUGAAGGCGAUGACGCUGUUGAAUCUUCGACCGUUGCGGAUGUCGCUCCUGAGCUGGUCGUGGAAGCUCCUCUUGCGGAUCGCCCGGUGGAUGUCACUGAACCAGCUGACGAGCCACGACCUUUGGAGAAGAGUCACAGCCUUCCGGUCAUCGACGCGGUGCCCGAGAAAACCGGCCUUUUUGGUAGAAAGCUGGGCAAGAACGCCAACAGUAGCUCUAGCUCUGUUGUCUCGACGGGAAUGGAGUCAAAAGGGCCAAACUCGACGGUCGCUGAUUCGAAGGCAGCAAGCGCGAGCCCCUUGCGAUCACCGGCCAUUGUCAAGAAUUCGACUGAUCCGAUUGUUGGUACCGAGACUGCACAUGCAGAUAUUUUCAAGCCAUCCUCCUCGCCUCCAGACCACGCCACGAAUUACAUGGCCGCACUACAGUCACGGUCGCAGGAUGCCUCACCAAUGGCUACACCCAUCGGGUCGCCUCCCAAAGUCGGGCCAUCCGCACUGGCUUCGAACCAGUCUAUUGCAUCCUCUACCGAAGACGCCGACGAAGCGCAACAUGCCGAGGCCGACGAGAAGGCAGUGCCGUCGACCCGCCGAAACACCGCAUCUUCCGCUGGGUCACUGACCCAAGAUGCCAUAUUACCAAGUUCGCCUACUCUGUCGACCAGCAGCGGCUCCUUUAAGAGUCAAGCUGGCUCGUUGGGACGCAACUUUUUCAUGCGCCGCGAGAACACGGGCAACACGGUCUCGACCGAGUCGUCAAAUGGUGAUGCCAAACGCAACACCCUGGCUGCUGUCUCCAACGCGGCGGCACAAGCGAGGCAAUGGGGCUGGAACGCACUUCAACGGCGGCAAGAAGCUAAGCGGAAAGGUGAGAAGCCUCCGCAAGUCGAUCUGAGCCAGCCAAUGGGUCGCGGCCAGCCUCUUCCACCUCCCGGAGUACCACUUCCUGGGCCAGCGAAUGGAAAGAUGAACCUGGGCCCAUCGGCUUCUCUCAAACGCAGACCGGUGUCGGAACAGCCGGUCACUGAAGCCUCUCAUGACAACAAAGACUCCGCUCCCCGCUCUAUUCAAACGCCUCAGCUACCGCAGCGGCGAAGACGUGGUGCAAGCCAGGAUCAAGAUGGGGAGACGAACUCUGGACAGAACAUGCUUGUUGUUGCUGCCCCAGAUGACUCGCAGCCCAGUACGCCAAUCGCCGAGGAACAGAUAGAUGUCGGCGCAGCCUUUGCCGAUCAUCAAGUCGCACCUUCAGAGCCCCCGAAUGCCCUACCGGAGACCACGCAGCUGUCGUCUACCGUGACUCAGACUGACGCACCAGACACCACGGCUCACCCCAUCAAGGAGUCUGCGCCCAGUCCCAUCAUGGCUUUGCCCGCCGCAUCCGCCAUCAUCGAUGACGACGACGAUUAUUCGGGUUGGAUGGACGAGGAGUUGGAGGAAGAUGUUGUUGAACCAUUGCCGGCGAAGGCCUUGGCCGAAGCCGUAUAGAGGAAGAAGGCGUGUACAUUUGGCGGACUGUUUAUCUUAUGGCGUUUCGAGCGAGCAUGGUUUCGGGUACAGUAGGCGUGUGGCGUUUGAGAUGGAUCAGUACGCUGCCGCGAAGCACGCGGUAGCCCGCAUCAGUUGACUCGUCUAGUCAUAUUUUAUGCGGACGAUCGUUGGCUGCUGCCAGACAACUGGCAUAUACUUUUGAAUUGAUGAAAUACAUGA
This is a messenger RNA of Purpureocillium takamizusanense, 3506 nucleotides long. RefSeq lists its product as uncharacterized. Gene Ontology annotation, biological process: phospholipid transport. Bases 348 to 3284 code for a protein of 978 amino acids. The transcript has 2 exons. Gene Ontology annotation, cellular component: endoplasmic reticulum; ERMES complex. Lineage: Eukaryota; Fungi; Ascomycota; Sordariomycetes; Hypocreales; Ophiocordycipitaceae. Gene Ontology annotation, molecular function: lipid binding. The record is from RefSeq and is a predicted model, not a curated record.